Molecule: messenger RNA, 1410 nt
Organism: Ogataea philodendri
Lineage: Eukaryota; Fungi; Ascomycota; Pichiomycetes; Pichiales; Pichiaceae
Exons: 3
Coding region: 1-1410 (469 amino acids)
Biological process (GO): rescue of stalled cytosolic ribosome; positive regulation of protein phosphorylation
Cellular component (GO): nucleus; cytosol
Molecular function (GO): ribosome binding; translation regulator activity; protein kinase C binding
Source: RefSeq, a predicted model, not a curated record
AUGGCUGACGAAGUUGUUGAAGUUUUAGUGCUCAGAGGAACCUUGCACGGCCACAACGGCUGGGUGACCUCCCUGGCUACCUCCCCAUCUAACCCAGAUCUCUUGUUGUCCGCUUCCAGAGACAAGACCCUGAUCACCUGGCAAUUAACCAGAGACGAGAACAACUAUGGUGUGGCCAAGAAGGCCCUCAAGGGACACUCCCACAUUGUUCAGGACUGUGACAUCUCUGCUGACGGAGAGUAUGCCAUUUCUGCCUCGUGGGAUAAGACCUUGAGACUUUGGAGACUCAACGAUGGUGCUUGUCUUGGUAGAUUUGUUGGUCACACUGCCGAUGUCUUGUCUGUUUCCAUUGCCGCCAACUCCAGACAAAUUGUUUCUGCUUCCAGAGACAAGUCUGUUAAGCUGUGGAACACUCAAGGUCAAUGUAUGGCCACCUUGGAAUCGCACACCGACUGGGUCAAUGCCGUUAGAUUCUCUCCAUCCACCGACGAGUCUAAGACUUCCACUGUUAUUUCUGCUGGUUCUGACAAACUUGUUAAGGCUUGGGACUUGAGAGACUACUCUCUGGCUGCUGACUUUGUUGGUCACACCGGUUACGUUUCCACCAUCACCAUCUCCCCAGACGGAUCUCUGUGUGCUUCUGGUGGUAAGGAUGGUACUAUCAUUUUGUGGGAGAUGAGCUCCAAGAAGAAGACUUUGUACACUUUGCAAGCCGGUGACGAGAUUAACGCUCUCGCUUUCUCGCCUAACAGAUACUGGCUCUGUGUUGCCACCUCCAGCUCCAUCAAGAUCUACAACCUGCAAGAGAGAAGCUUGAAGGAUGAGCUCAAGCCAGAGGUUGCUGCUGGUAAGACUCCAGAGUGUGUUUCUCUUGCUUGGUCCCACGACGGCCAGAACUUGUUCUCUGGUUACACCGACAAUGUCAUCAGAGUUUGGCAGUACGCCGAGGCCAGGUUCAACAGCUCUGUGCUGAUCUUGAUUGGCUCCAAGCCAGAAACUUUGAUGAAUAGGAUGUUGGACUGGAGCAAGUUGAUUGCAUCGUCUUCUCUUUUGGUGAACAUGGCCAAUGUGGCAUACAGGUCCCGCGCCCGAACCAGAUCCUCCAUGUACCGCGGCCAGGCUAUGUCUCCCGGGAUGUUUUCCUUGAUGAACCGGCGUUUCGACAGCCACGAAUCAAUCUUCAAAACCUCAAAUAUGUCCAUGUCACCUUCCACCUUCAAUGCAGGAACUUUAUCCACCAUCUGCUGUUCCGUGAAAACCAUUCUGUCCCAUAGUUCCUGCAUCGCCAGCAGAGUUUCUCCCGGCCUGGCAAGUGUGGCCAGCCGCGUGCUGACAAUCAAAUCCCGCUGGAUCACCUGGUCUUUCCAUUCCUCAGGAACUUCAUUAUUAACUAGCUUUGCAAAUAGAUAG